AUGUCAGAGGCUACCCUGGAGGUGGCGCAAAGUCUGGAGCAGAUGGGAUGCUAUGGAUCGAUGGAGCAACGGGUCCUCGAGGGCAUGAGGUGUCAGCGGCUGGAAGUCUAUGCCUUCCAUCGAAAUGCAGCUGCGGCAUGUUGCACUCGACGAUUUCAAUGGCAGAGAGCCUUGGAACUCUUGGGACGAACGCUGAAACGGCGCAACAUGAGCGCGGCGGUGAAUGCAUUGAAGCAGGCAGGCAGAUGGCACUCAGCCUUCGGAUUGCUGGCAUCAUUUUCUGAUCGAAAGAUUGAAGCUGAUGCCAGUGGAUGCAAUGCUUUGGCCAGUGCAUUAGAACGAUUCGAAUCAAAGUCCUGGCAGCAGCUCCUGUCAUGGCUUCAAGGCCUUCCAACGCUGGAUGAGGACAUGACCUUCCACUCGCUGUUGCGGGUGUCAUCCUGGAGCCUGUCCCUGGCAGUCUGGAGGUCUUUGAGCCAAGCAGCCUCCAAGGCCACAGAUUUUUCGGACUGCAUCGGACUCAACGCCCUGAUGUCUCCAUUGGCCCGAGCAGGGCGGUGGCAGUACGCCUUGGGCGUCUUUCAGUUGUUCAAAGCUCUAGGGGUAAGGUGUGAUGGUGCAAGUUAUUCCACCGCAAUGGAUGCCUCCAAAGAUAGUUGGUCAAGCGCUCUCGAGCUGCUUUUGCGAAUGAAGUUUCACACACUUGCUCCAUGCCGCUUUCAAUACACAGCAGUUUGUGAUGUUUGUACUGCGGCAGAAAACUGGGAGAGGGCAUUGGAUGUGUUCGAUCUGUCAAAGGCUUUGGACACAUGGGAUGUUCUUCUUGGAACUUCUGGUCUUGCAGCUAUCUCCAAAAGCAGCAAAUGGAUGUCUGCUAUGUGGACAUUUGCCACACUGCCCCAAGUGUCUCUGCAACCAAAUACCAUCACCAGCACCUCAGCCUUGAGUGCUUGUGAGAGAGGCAGACAGUGGCAGAUGGCCCUGCUUUCCAUGAACGAAAUGUUGGAGAAACGCCUGGUCAAUGAGCUGUCCUUCAGUAGCACCAUGCACGCUUGUGAGAAGUUUGGCCAAUGGAAGCUUCUCGCAUGCCUCCUUGCAACGAUGACAGCCAUUGAGCUUCAAGCCAGCAGUACGGUCUACACCUCCGUGCGGCCUCCUGCCGCCGGCGGGAUGCCAUCGUUUGCGGAGACCCUGCAACAGACCGGUGAUGUCGUCACUCGGGCGCUGAAAAAGUCUCCGAACUGCCGACGGCAGAGGUCAAAACGGCCUGGCCGGGGCGUAGCCGCCAGAGUUGUGGCCCCCCGUGAACGCCAAGGGGUUGGAAUCCCUGUUCCCGUGGCUUCAUUGGAGACCGGGACCAUCCGGGACCGCGGCGGCGCCAUGGAUGACAAAGACAUGCAGUUGGCCAAAGUCGUGGAGCUGUUCACCAAGUUUUCGAAAGAUGGCAUGGUUCUAACCGCUUCACUGCAGCGAAUCCUCUGCAGCUGCGUCCCGUUGUCCGAGACGGACGUGGCGCGGCUGGUCGAGGCUAUGGAUACUCAGAAAUCUGGAAAGGUGCCUCUGCAGCACUUCAUCAGUUGGAUGUUCCGCAACUUCGAAGACCAAAUCGAGGAAUGGAAGACGGAUGCUGAGUUGGAAAAUUUCACCUCUACCUUGCCCGAAGGACUUCAGAAGCUAGGCCUGAGCUUUGUGGAUCCCGACAAGUUCACGGAUCAUGGCUUUGGACUCAUCGGUGCAGGCCUCCCAGCGACCUUGAAGACUUUGGCCUUGGCCUUUGAGUUCUCGUGGACGGAGUGCAAGAUCUCCAAAGAUGGCUUUGGCAAACUGGUGGCUGGCUUACCAAAGGGCUUAACCUCCUUAGACCUCAGCAUCCACAACGAUGAACUGGGAGAUGAGGCCUUGAAGCUUUUGGCCGAGGUGAUGCCUCCCACGAUGUCGCGCGUAGUGCUGCACUUCAAGGACAACGAUUCCUUCAGCGACACAGGUCUCUGCGCUCUCAUAUCAAGUCUUCCCAGCAGCCUCACAGAGUUGAGUCUCAACUUCGACGCCAACGGCCAGUUGUCCGAUGCCACGUUGACGACGCUUGCAAUCUGGCUGCGUGAUACUGGCAAAGCACUGCAGAAGUUGCAGUUCAUUGGCAACAGCAGCCCCAAGAUCACAGAGAAUGGGUUACAUGAUCUUUGCUCCGCGCUGCCCAAGAUGAAACAAUUGCGGUUAGAGUUCCAGUCCAGCGAUGCAGCAGACCUGCCGGGGCAGUUUAUCACGAAGCAGGAAGAAUUCGUCGUGUUUGUGCCACACUGAAAGGCAGAUGUGGCACUGUGGGGAAGACCACCCACGCCAUGCGCAAAGUGGACCUUCUGGGUGUUUUCAAAAUGAAACAAAUGGACCUAAAAUGACUCAAGCGUGCUUCAACGUGCUUUAACGUGAAAAAAAUUGAAUCUGG
Molecule: messenger RNA, 2443 nt
Organism: Cladocopium goreaui
Lineage: Eukaryota; Dinophyceae; Suessiales; Symbiodiniaceae
Source: the annotation of a GenBank genome assembly